Strongylocentrotus purpuratus (purple sea urchin) is the source of this 2238-nucleotide messenger RNA. It is a transcript of the gene pola2, whose product is annotated as DNA polymerase alpha subunit B. The transcript is spliced from 15 exons. The record is from RefSeq and is a predicted model, not a curated record. Bases 210 to 2024 code for a protein of 604 amino acids. Gene Ontology annotation, cellular component: alpha DNA polymerase:primase complex. Gene Ontology annotation, biological process: DNA replication; DNA replication initiation. Gene Ontology annotation, molecular function: DNA binding. Lineage: Eukaryota; Metazoa; Echinodermata; Echinoidea; Camarodonta; Strongylocentrotidae.
AAAAAGCACCCUCUACCAUCAAAAGGUGACAACGCGGGAAAUCUAACCAGCGAGCGCGAAUUUCUAUGCAGUGCUUGAGGUACGAGGGCCUUGAGACUCACGGGGCUGCGCUGGGCUAGCUGUCUUGGAAAGUGUGUUAGGUCGAUUGGAUUGGUUUGCGCCGAGGCUCUUCAAUCAGUGACAUUUAUCGAGGUCGAAAUACGAGCAUUAUGGCUACUGUCAGUGAAGACGACCUCUCUGAGCAGUUUGAGACGUUUGGAGUAACGUUAGACACCAAUGAUCCUGACAUUGUUGACAAAUUGAAAGAAUUAUGUUUGUUAUACCGCCUGACAGCAGAAGAUGCGGUGGCCGAGUGGAUUGCGUUCUCUACGACUCACAGCGGACUGGCAAUUAACAUGGAUACGCUGGAGCAGCUGGAAAGAGAGACUCUGAGCAAGAAGAGCUCUAAAGUGAAGACCCCUUCCAGCCGUAAACCAGCAGGCAAGCAGACGUCAUUCGCAAUGCUUGAUGAUGAUGAUGAAUCAGAGGAUUUGCUUGAUGCGUAUACUCCCGGCCCUAAGGCCAGACAGAAGAAGAGAGUCAUGACGACACCAGACAACGUCAGCAGCAAGAGGACGCCCCUGAGAGAACACAAUAUCAAGAAAGAAGAGGACAUUACUUCAUCUGCGGGCUCGCCUUCAUUGACUGCUACUCCUUCUCAGAAGUACAGCAGUCGCAGCAAGUCAGGAGAGGUGGUGGCCAGCUUUGGACCGGUCACUACGGUCAUCUGGGAGGGGUCAAACCUGACCAACUGCUGCGUGUCUCGAGGUCAAGUCGACCCGUGCAUGAAGAACUCUGACAAGUACAAGUACAUGAUGCAAAAGAUGAAGAAGAAAGCAGAAGUGCUGAAUGAAAUGAUUGAGGACAUGUCAAAAACCCUUCAAGAGAAGCACAACAUUGAGAGUGUAUCCCAUCUGGCAUUACCUAUACAGGAACCAGAAACGGUAGUCGGUAGGAUCUGCUGUGACAGCAACGGUCGUCUCAACGCUCAGUCUGUCAUGAUGGAAGGAUCAGUAGAGACGUCUGCCGGUAAACAAGUCGCCGUCAGUCUAGCAGAGGUCAAGGAGUACUCUCUGUUUCCUGGUCAGGUCGUUGCUAUGGACGGGGUCAACAGUGCUGGUGUCAAGUUUGUGGCUUCCAAGAUAUAUCCGGGUGUGGCAGGAGAGUUCAAGCCUACAGACUGCUCAGAGGCUACAGGUAACCUUCACCUCCUGGUUGCAGCGGGUCCGUUCAGCACCUCGGAUAACCUCAGCUUGGAACCUCUGGAGGAUCUUAUCAAGGUUAUCAAGAAGACCAGGCCUGAUGCUUGUAUUUUGCUGGGACCCUUUGUCGAUGUUGAACACGGUCAAAUCAAGGAUGGAUCUCUUGGUGAGAGUUAUGACAAGGUCUUCAGUGACAUCGUACAGGCCAUCGUCAGGAAAACAGAAAGCGUUGGAUGUGAGCUGAUCUUCCAACCUUCUUUGAGAGAUGCCCAUCAUCACUUCAUCUAUCCUCAACCUCCCUACAGUGAGAUCAAGAACCAGCCAAAGAGAGUGCACUUUGUGGCUGAGCCAGAGAUGAUUAAUAUCAAUGGGAUCAACAUAGCUACCACCUCAACAGACAUCUUGUUUCAUCUCAGUCGAGAAGAGAUAUCAUGUCCCCCAGGUUCCUCGGACCGCCUGGGUCGUCUUGUUCGUCACAUCCUCACCCAGCACAACUUCUACCCACUUUAUCCGGCCUCGGAAGAGGUUCCGGUAGAUUACGAAAAGUUCCACCAAUACGGCAAGAUGGGGUGUGCUCCUCACAUCUUCGUCUGCCCAUCUCGGUUACGCUUCUUUGUGAAGGAAAUCGAAAGUGCUGUCUGCAUCAAUCCCGGUCUGCUGACCAGUGGUCAAGUUGGAGGGACAUAUGCUAGACUAGUCGUCAAAAAUACUGGCCCAGGGAAUGAUGAGAAGACCGACAACAAAGCCGUGAACAGGACUGCAGUGGAGAUUGUCAGAAUAUGAGAUGGAAAGAGACUUUUCAUGCGAAAAUCAAACAGUAGCAAUUUGCUCUUGAUGAAAGCUGGAAAUGAAUUCAUACAAUCCCUAAUUUUCAGAUUUUAAAAAGAUUUUUGGUGCCAGGUCAAGGCAUGCGACAAUUAGGUAAUCGAUACGAGCUUAUAUCUCAACGAUGGACAACCCAAAAAUAUUGGCUUAGGCACCAAAAAUAGCAUUGAGA